Messenger RNA from Penicillium malachiteum, 243 nucleotides. RefSeq lists its product as uncharacterized. Bases 1 to 243 code for a protein of 80 amino acids. NCBI's taxonomy places the organism in Eukaryota, Fungi, Ascomycota, Eurotiomycetes, Eurotiales, Aspergillaceae. The record is from RefSeq and is a predicted model, not a curated record. The transcript has 4 exons.
AUGGUCUGGAAGGCGCUCUGGCUCGCAGAAUUGGAGCGCGCAAUGAUCAGCCGUCUCUUGCAAAGUCAAGUCUGGCAUAAAAUGGUCGGUCGGGUCUAUCAACGUGUUCAAUAUCAUCGCCAUGGUGUGCCGAUGGAAGAAAGCCGAACAACGCUAUCCGACGGCCAGUUCAACCGGUUCCUGAAGUAUUUCAAGGAGGAAUUGCAAGACCAAGCAAAGGGGAAGCCUCCGAACAAGCUGUGA